Archocentrus centrarchus (flier cichlid) is the source of this 2477-nucleotide messenger RNA. Its product is annotated as midasin. The coding region runs from base 262 to 2367 and encodes 701 amino acids. NCBI's taxonomy places the organism in Eukaryota, Metazoa, Chordata, Actinopteri, Cichliformes, Cichlidae. The record is from RefSeq and is a predicted model, not a curated record. The transcript has 7 exons.
CAUCAUUUCAUGAGCUCAUGAAGGUACGUUCCUGCACUAACACAAAACACAAAACAUUACUUUUGGGACUUCGCUUUCCAGAGGAACCUGAGAAAUCAUCUUAAAUCUUCCUUCCUUGAUGGAAACCGCUUGCAGCAACAAGAGAUGAGAGUUACUUCGUGCUCUCUUCCUUUCUGAGACGAGAGAUUAUCUGUGGCAAUGCACUAAUUUUUGUCUUGAUAUAACAUCUAAAAUAAGUUGCUGAUUUGUCUCUUUGUAAAGAUGGAAGGUUUUACUGAUCUCCUUACAGAUGCAUUUUCAGAUUCAGUUUCAGAUGAUGCUGUUGUUACAGAGACAUCCGUUCCAUCGUUCCCAGAUGAAGAUUUGGACUUUGAGAAUUUGCAUUUUGAUGAAAAGUCUGACAAAGACGGGACAGAAAACUUAACAACAAACAAAGAGGUGGCACUGCUCCAGGAAGCAACAGGUGAAGCUGCAGCUCUGUUUGAAACCAAAGAGACCGCUGAAAAUGUUUAUGAAGAGCAGUCAGAUGGUGAAAGCGAUGAGGAGGAUUUUGAAGGUGAAGGGGUCGGUGCCGUAAACGUAGACAAAACACCAGAGGAGGACUACUCAAGCUCAGAUGGAGAUUCUGGACAGGAAAGCUCCAUCACUGUAGAUGAUGAUGAGGAUGAGGAUAUAGGAACAGCAGAGACACCAGGGGAUUUGCUGAUGUCAGUUCGUUGCAGUGAUGAGUUCAACGAUGGCAAUAAGGAGGACGAGAUCUUUGCAGAGGGACAACCUCUGGCCCCAGAGGAUGCUGAAAGCCCUCAAGUUAGAAACAAGGAGGGAGGUGAGGCUGAGAGUGAUGAGGAUGUGUCCUAUUUGAAAAGAAUCCCUGGACAAGGCGAUGAGACUGUGAUAAAAGCAGCAGAGACGGAAGAAGACGAGCAGGAGAGCGAAGAAGAAAAAGAAGAGGACUCAUCUGAUCCUGAGUGUGAGGGCAUGAAAAUCGAACUGGAAGAAAAUGUUACUGAUCAGCCCUUUGAGGAGGAGGAGGUGGAAAAUAUUUACAGGGAUGACCCUGAGGAAGGAGGUUCGGAGUUUCCCCGCGUAUCCUCUCAAAAUCUCCAGGAUCUCACCGGCGAAGUUGAUAAUGGGGAAUAUGCUGAGAAAAUGAAAGAAUUCUCGGGGGACGAGCACCAAGAGGCAGGUGAGAGCUUUGCAGAUUAUCCCUCAGACUUUUCUUCGUGUGAAUAUGCAGAAGAUGGAAGAAAAAUUCAGGAAAGCAGGUCAAAUUUCUGGCCUGGUGCAUCUGAAUACAGUUCAUAUGCACAGGAAGAUAUGACACAGAUGGGCAGCGCUGAGGACAGUGAUGAGAAGGAAGACGGGUAUCUGUACAGCAGAGAUCUGGAGAUGGAUGCUGAGAACUUAAUGAGCCUGGGCGUGGCAAUUGGAGAACAAGUCAGAAGCAGCACUGCCGUGAUCAAGUUUGACAAUGAAGAAGAGACAACUGAGAGCGACUGCAGCUCCAGUGAUGAUGAGGCUCAUAGGUGCCUUCAAGUUCUUAUAAACAACAAGCAGCCGGUGGACAGUCAGAUUUAUGCCGAGAGCAGCUCUGAUGACCAUCACAUCUCAAACAACAGAGCAGAUCAAGCAGGUUUCCUCAGCUGGGACUUCGAUGUGUUAAAAACUGAUACCUUUCUGGCUGAAUACCUGUUAAGCACAGAAGACAUGACAGAAACACCUCUCACAGAUGUUAACCAGCACCCCACAGAAUAUACAAGCAGCUACUCUGAUGCACAGAGAGAGGUUCUCAAAACCACAAGCCCUUCCUACCAGGGAUCCCUCGAUGAUAGCUUCUUCUUCAACAAUGGUGUCGAGGCCUCAGGCAUCACCCAGCGGGGACAGCGGGAGGAAGAGGAGUACGAAGAAGACAGGAACUGGGAACAAGAAGAGAAGAGAAUAAAAGCUUUCAACGAUUUUUAUGGUGACGGUGACGAGGAGAAUGGAAGAGAAGGGAGGCAGAUAAAGGUGCAGUUUUGUGCAGAGCCAUUGUCUCAAGUUAUUCAUUAUGAAACUGACAGUGACAGAGAUUCACUCAGCAGCUCCACAGACAGCGGGAAGGAGGACCUGAGCUCUGCAGAAUCAUCUGACGAACCGAGGAAGCCUGACGUCACCCUGCAAGUGAAACCUGUUUGUGACCCUCCCAAAACUCAGCUACCAGAGAACACGCCAGACCUCAGCAACACACAAACCUGCCCAGAGAAACACAAGGGUGCCAGCAUCAUGAAGCUGAUACUGACAUUGGCUCUGGUGACAGUGAUGGGACUGCUGAUGUUCUGGUUGGCUACAGAUCAAGGAGAAUGGCUCAACCAGGUUUUCUUCUUUUAGGGCUAUGGAGACUCCUUGGUCAUUAAAAUUGUUUAUAUGCUUUCACACAUUUGUAAAGAACAUAAAGUCAAACAUGUGUUGUUGUGCAUUUUUCUUUUUUUUCUUUUCUC